CCUACCUUAGGGAAGCUUGGGUCUCGGCGCCCGCCGUAGACGCAGAGACUAGUAGCCGGUUGCCUUGGAGCCAGCUAGACGCGGAUGGGCCUUCACCUCUGUGGAGAGGCCCCGCCGCUUGCCUGGGUCAUCAUGUCGGUGCUGGAUGCGCUGUGGGAGGACCGGGAUAUCCGCUUCGACGUGUCAUCGCAACAACUGAAAACAAGACCUGGAGAAGUCCUUAUUGAUUGUUUAGAUUCAAUUGAAGACACCAAAGGAAAUAAUGGAGAUAGAGGUAGACUCUUAGUAACAAAUUUAAGGAUUCUCUGGCACUCUUUGGCAUUACCUAGAGUCAAUCUCUCUAUCGGUUACAACUGUGUAAUGAAUAUUACAACAAGGACUGCUAACUCCAAAUUACGAGGCCAAACUGAAGCUCUUUAUAUACUAACAAAAUGUAACAGUACUCGUUUUGAGUUUAUAUUUACAAAUUUGGUUCCUGGAAGUCCUAGACUUUUUACUUCUGUGAUUGCAGUACACAGAGCAUAUGAAACUUCUAAAAUGUAUCGCGAUUUUAAAUUGAGAAGUGCACUAAUUCAAAAUAAGCAACUAAGAUUAUUACCACAAGAACACUUAUACGACAAAAUCAAUGGAGUGUGGAAUUUAUCCAGUGAUCAGGGAAAUUUAGGAACCUUUUUUAUUACCAAUGUGAGAAUCGUGUGGCACGCAAAUAUGAAUGACAGCUUUAAUGUCAGCAUACCAUACCUGCAAAUUCGUUCAAUAAAGAUUAGAGAUUCAAAAUUUGGUUUAGCUCUUGUCAUAGAAAGCUCUCAGCAGAGUGGAGGGUAUGUUCUUGGCUUUAGAAUAGAUCCUGUGGACAAACUACAAGCAUCAGUUAAGGAAAUCAAUUCCCUUCACAAAGUGUAUUCGGCCAGUCCCAUAUUUGGAGUGGAUUAUGAGAUGGAAGAAAAGCCACAGUCCCUGGAAGCUCUGACGGUUGAACAAAUUCAAGAUGAUGUAGAAAUAGAUCCCGAUGAUCACCCAGAUGCUUUUGUGGCUUAUUUUGCUGAUGGCAAUAAGCAACAAGAUCGUGAACCUGUAUUUUCAGAAGAACUGGGGCUUGCAAUAGAGAAAUUGAAGGAUGGAUUCACCCUACAGGGACUUUGGGAAGUAAUGAGUUGAUCUUGAGCUGGAUUUCUGUUUAAAGAUAUCUCAAGAUUAAAGAUACCAGUUGCCUGCUAUAAGGCAUGGAAUAGUUUUCACAUUUACAGAAAAAGCUUUUAAGGAAGAAUUUUUUAAUGAUUAAGGAAAAAUUCAUUUAUCUAGGAUUUUACUGUCAUUUUUUAAAAAUUAUAUUUAAAAUUGUAAUCAAAAUGUAUCUGGUUUAUAAAUAUGCAUAUUUUGUACUUAAUACUUGUAAAUUAUUAGUCUGCAGAUAUUAAAUAAUUAUCACAUUAGUUUUAAUAAAGAAUUUAUGUAGCACCAUUUAAUGUUUUAAAAGUAUUACUUAAAAGAAUAUGACUAUUCUUAUGGAGUAAUCAAAACACAGCUUUUUAAAUUAUAAAACUCUGCUUUAACUAUAUUACCAUAUAGCUCCAAAUGUAAGCCAUCUCUAAAAUAAAUUACAACCCUUAAACUUCUCAUUUUUAGGUGAUCAUUUCUGCAAAAAGUAAGUUAUAACUAAUUAUAGAAUAUAUCAACUCAUGUAAAGUUUUGGGCACUAUUUUGUAAAUAAUUUUAAUAUAGUUUUGGCGAGAAUAUGUUUUAUUUUAUAAGUAAAUAAUCUGUAAAUAAAUAGUUCAUUUAUUGUCUUCAUUGUUUGUAUUAUUGAAACUUAUGUGACGUUUUCAAACCUAGGAUAUUAUUUUCUGAUCUCUUGGUUAGGUAAGAUUUGGCAACUGCUCCGGCAUCAGUGCUGUUUGCACUGCGUCGGUGUAUAGAGACAUCAUAAGGAACCUUUGUCAAAUCAUUGAAAGUAGCCAAAGGAGCCUCUUUCUCUAGAGGGAAAGGAGUACAUGUGUAAAUAUUUAAAAUAAGGUUAAACAUAAACAUAUAGUACAAUGAAGCACUAACUCGAGUCUAAUAAAAACCAAUGAAAAAAAGCUGUAAAGUGGUUUAUUUAAACAGGAAAGGAUUUCUACAUUUUUAAGGGAUGGGAUUGUAAUGAACAACUAUAUUAGGGGAAAAAAGUUCUUGGAAAAAUUUAUACAGGUCACAAAAUCCUAGCAGGAAUUUGUUUACAAGCAAAAGUGACGUUAUAAAAUUGCCAACUAGUAAGGAAUAAUCUCAAAUCAUGCUGUUUGCAUCUGACUCAUUAAUCUUCUCAAAUGUUAGGUGUUACGUGUAGAGAGAAGUGAGUCAUUUAUUGUUCAAACAAGAGGGCAGCUGUUAGUUUUUCCUAGUGUGUGAAAACUUCAGUGGCGUCUAUAAAUGGAAAAGGAGUCAAUGAGCUCUUCGUUCAGCUGUUGUUUUAGCAGCUGACAGCACCACUGACUUCACCGUGAUGU
This is a messenger RNA of Phyllostomus discolor (pale spear-nosed bat), 2483 nucleotides long. It is a transcript of the gene BBS5, whose product is annotated as Bardet-Biedl syndrome 5. NCBI's taxonomy places the organism in Eukaryota, Metazoa, Chordata, Mammalia, Chiroptera, Phyllostomidae. Gene Ontology annotation, cellular component: BBSome; ciliary basal body. Gene Ontology annotation, biological process: intracellular transport; cilium assembly. The coding region runs from base 85 to 1158 and encodes 357 amino acids. The transcript has 12 exons. The record is from RefSeq and is a predicted model, not a curated record. Gene Ontology annotation, molecular function: phosphatidylinositol-3-phosphate binding.